UAAAAAAUAUGAAGAGUCAAAGCAAGUUGGACAGCAAUGGUUAGAUACAAAAUGAUACAUAGAAUGUAACAAUGUAAAUAAAGUGAAAAAAGUUUACCUAGAGUCGUUACACAUGUUUAGGUACAUAGGAAAAAAGAGAGGCAUUAGAUUGAGCAAAUCACAAAAAUCUGAAAAAUCUCCUUUGGUAGAUUCAAGAUCUAAGAGUACAUACGCUCAAACUGCACUUUUUGGGUAAAUCUUUCUUCAUACUUUCUCUCAGUCAAACCUCCAAGAAUGUCAUAUACUUGUGUUGACUCAUAACCCCAAGAGAUUUUUCUUACAUAAUAUUUCAUAAAAAUUACAGCUUGGGGUUUGGUAUUUUAGCUAUCUGAUCUGAAAAAAAUUGAAUCUUGGCAACUUUUGGACCUUUUUGAAGUACCCUUUUUGAUUUAAAUUGAAUUUGAGCUUAGAUUAUGUAAUGGAAGAAAAGGCAGCAGCUUUGCAUACAGCUAUAAAUGCUGUGCAAGCAUUAGGAAGGGGUUUUGAUGUGAAUUAUGAUACAAGACUGUUAUAUUGUAAGGGGGUGGGUGGGUCUAAGGUUGUAGAGAUUGAUGAAGAGCAUACAAGGGAUGUUUGUUUAUAUGAUGAUGUUGUCUUGCCUAAUGUUUCGAGGGAUAUUAAGAAUUUUCAGGAGUCCGGUGGUCGUGAUGGCUCUAGUGUUUGCAAUUAUAAUGAGAUGGUGGAAUAUUUUAAUAGAAAGGCUAAUAUUUCAGGCCAAGCCCCUCUUGGUAGCUUUAAUGUAGCAUUCAGUUUCACUGGUGCAAAGCAUUUAGAUGCUACUACUACAAAGACACUUUGUAUGGAUGGAUAUUUCAUACCACUUGCUAGGCUUCAACUCAUGAACUCACAACUAGUAUUACAGGAAAGUGUUAGAAGAGCUGUCCCAGCAUCAUGGGACCCACCUGCAUUAGCAAGCUUCAUUGAAAAUUUUGGGACUCACAUAAUUACAUCUGUAACUAUCGGUGGUAAAGAUGUAAUUUAUGUUAAACAGCACCUUUCAUCACCUCUGUCGACAAUGGAAAUAAAAAAUUAUGUUCAUGAUAUUGGAAAUCAGAGGUUCUCCAGCACAGACAGCCUUACAAGUUCAGGUUUAUUGAAAUACAAGGAUAAGUCCAGUGAUCCGUCGAUAUUCAAUAGCCAAGGGAUAUAUCCCCAGCCCACUAAUGCUCCAUAUAUUGCUGGAAAUGGGAAAGAGGAUGUCACGGUCAUUUUUAGAAGAAGGGGAGGGGAUGAUCUGGAACAAAGCCACACACAAUGGGCAAAAACUGUCAGAUCAUCUCCAGAUGUCAUUGAGAUGUCAUUCUUCCCUAUAACUCUCCUGCUUGAAGGAAUCAAAGGGAAAGAGCAUUUGGAACGUGCUAUAAGUCUUUAUCUUGAAUACAAGCCUCAAAUUGAAGAGCUGAGAUAUUUCCUAGAGUUUCAGGUCCCAAGGGUAUGGGCCCCUGUACAGACCAGAUUUCCAGGCCAACAAAGAAAGGAACCUGUUUGCCCGCAUCUGCAGUUCAGCAUGAUGGGCCAAAAGCUCUAUGUUAGCCAAGAACAAGUGUCAGUGGGGCGUAAGCCUGUGACUGGCAUGCGGCUAACUCUUGAAGGCUCCAAGUCAAAUCGAUUAUGCAUCUAUCUUCAACAUCUGACUUCCCUUCCUAAGAUCCUUCUUCCAUGUUGGGACACUCAUGUAGCCAUUGGCGCUCCAAAGUGGCAGGGCCCUGAAGAGCAAGAUAGUAGGUGGUUUGAGCCAGUGAAAUGGAAGAACUUUUCUCAUGUGAGUACUGCACCAAUUGAGUGUCCUGAAACUUUUAUAGGUGAUGAUCACUCUGGCGUGUACAUAGUCACGGGUGCACAGCUUGGGGUGUGGGACUUUGGGUCAAGAAAUGUGUUGUAUAUGAAGCUUCUGUAUUCUAGACUACCAGGAUGCACUAUACGGAGAUCACUGUGGGACCACACCCCGAAUGAUAAGCCGAACAAGCAGGUCAAUUCUGGGAAUAACAAUGGUGAUGCAAGUACUGUUACAGGGGAGAAUACUAUAGGCAAUAAGUUGGCAAAGUUUGUUGACAUGACCGAGAUGAGUGAGGGGCCUCAAGAUCCUCCUGGUCACUGGUUAGUGACAGGUGGAAAACUUGGUGUUGAAAAAGGGAGAAUUGUUUUGAGAUUGAAGUAUUCCUUGUUAAAUUAUUAGUUGAUACUGGUUAAAACAUGCUGCAUAACAAGUGAUGGUCCUUUGGUGUAUAUGGUGUUUUUUUUUUUUUUUUUGGAUGUUUACCAUCUCUGUUUGAUGGUAAGAGUUCUUUUCGGAGAAGGAUGUAUACUAGGUAGUUAUGAUGUGUAAAUUUCUUCAAAUUUUGAAACAAUUAUCUGUUUUCAUUCUAUAAGAGAAUAUGUAGGAAGUGCCACUUCCAGCUAA
Messenger RNA from Lycium barbarum (goji berry), 2440 nucleotides. RefSeq names its product MACPF domain-containing protein CAD1-like. Bases 458 to 2215 code for a protein of 585 amino acids. The record is from RefSeq and is a predicted model, not a curated record. The transcript is spliced from 7 exons. NCBI's taxonomy places the organism in Eukaryota, Viridiplantae, Streptophyta, Magnoliopsida, Solanales, Solanaceae. Gene Ontology annotation, biological process: regulation of salicylic acid mediated signaling pathway; plant-type hypersensitive response. Gene Ontology annotation, cellular component: plasma membrane.